Messenger RNA from Olea europaea var. sylvestris, 450 nucleotides. RefSeq names its product agamous-like MADS-box protein AGL75. Bases 1 to 450 code for a protein of 149 amino acids. NCBI's taxonomy places the organism in Eukaryota, Viridiplantae, Streptophyta, Magnoliopsida, Lamiales, Oleaceae. The record is from RefSeq and is a predicted model, not a curated record. Gene Ontology annotation, molecular function: protein dimerization activity; DNA binding. The transcript has 2 exons.
AUGGGGGAUGCUGAUGUGUUGAGGGCCAAGAAAAAAGCAUUCUUGAGGAGGAAAGAAUGCAUAAAGAGGAAGACUAUGGAAUUGUCUACUUUGUGUGAUGUGAAAGCCUGCGCAGUGAUUUUAGGCCCCGACGGGCAGAUUGAUUCUUGGCCGGAGAAUCGCAGUGAAGUGCGGGAGGUGAUCAAUUUGUACCAAAACGGGUCUCGUAAUAAAAAGCGGAAGCAAAAAUAUGACGAUAGGGGUUGUAACAAGAAGCAGGUUUUGGGUUGUGAUGAAGGGGCUUUGAAUCCGGAAGAAUUUCUGAAAAAGAUUAAUGCCAAAUUGGAUGAAGUCAAGAAACGGAUUCAAUUUCUCAAGUCCAAAGAUCAAGAAUUCGAGCCAGUUGUGGGUAGUUGUGGCUUGUUGCUUGAAUUGAUUUUCACUUUAGAUGGUUUGUUGCCCAGAAUGUGA